Messenger RNA from Paramuricea clavata, 22391 nucleotides. The record is from the annotation of a GenBank genome assembly. Lineage: Eukaryota; Metazoa; Cnidaria; Anthozoa; Malacalcyonacea; Plexauridae.
GACUAUUUUUCUCGCGUUUCCUUCGGUGAAAGUUUUUUAAACUUUGCACGUUUGCUAAGCAUGACGAUUCGCCAAACAUAUCAAAAUUUCAAGAAAUUCUAUAAGACAGAUUUUGUGUAGUGGUUAUUCAUGAAUAUCUCAAAACCUGCCUUAUAAACAUCCCUUCAAAUUUUAAUAUGUCAUUCCCCUUUCAACCAUAAAUCUUAAAAAAAAAAUUCAGAAAAAUUGACCGAAGGAAAAAAAAGAUAAUGCCGUUUGAUUGUAAAAUUAGACAAUAAAAGUGCAAAAGAUAAAACGUCAUGGUUGCCAUGACAACACUAACACUGUUCCUAUUUGUUCAUAUAUCGACAGCAGAAGACUUCUGAACUUUCCUGGAAAUGAUUAUAUUGCCCUGUCUUAAGUGUUUUCAAUAUAAAUUUGGUUCAAAACGAAGGCUACCUAAAAUACUUAAAAUUUUAGAAAACUGUAGGGAGCCACCUUAAUUGGAUAUAUACCACAUGUUUUGAAGCCAGAUAUUAAAUUGUCAUUAUUAAGUGAUUCGACCAAUUCUUUUAACAGCUUUGGGAAUUCAUCUUUUGGAAGAGAAGUUGAACUUGGAUUUCUCAUUUUCCAUGACUUUAAUAUCGCUCGCCAGUUUCUCUUAAGUGGACCAUAAUAUGCCACAUCAAGCGGUUGUGACAAAUGCGUACUAUUGGGAACUAAACACACAAAUGAGAUGUUGUGUUCUUCACACAAGCUGACUAGAAAGGUUAUCACCAAUAAUAACUUUUUGACCAGCCUUUUUACGGGCCCAUGGCAAAACAAUUGUUCUAAACCAAUCUGUAAAGCUGACAAUAUCAAACCAGCCGCUUUUGGAAUGAUUAUAGCGUGCCUCUUUGGGAGCACCAACUGUCCAUGUGUUCCACAUAUUUAUCGCCUUGUACACCACACACACAGGUAAAAGCUCACCACAAGCAGUUCCAGAAAACAUAAUACUUGUACUUCCCUUUGUGGAAUUCAUAAUCUGUUCCGGAUAUUUUUUACCUCGUUUGAAAAUCAGUCUUUCUUGGCCUGGGUCAUUCAGUCAUUCAGUUGGUCUCAUCAUAGUUCAAAAUAUUUUCAGAGGGAACACCAUCCAGGACAUCUUUCAAAUUAUCAAAGUACUUCACAAAUUCCUCUCUACUCAUCUCUGCAUGUGUUGUUUUGAUGUUUUGACAUAACCGUGAUCGUAUAUCUUUUGCAUGGCACUUAAUGAAACUCUUUGCCCAUUCAUCACCUGGCAGAUUUUCCUUGAACCGUUUGACAGUCCUAUUGCAUUUGUCCAAAUAAGAUUUGACUAAUAAACGUAAAUCUAACCUUGAAAAGGGAAAUCCCCAAUCACCAACAACGAUUAGGUGCUUUACAAUUAUGUUUUCUUCUUCUGUUGUGAGGCAUAAUUGGCCACCAGGAGUCUUCAUUUCCAUUUUUCUACAUUUUCGAUGCAAAGUAGAUUUUGGAAUGUUGUACUCAUUUGCUUGCUGCACCACGAACUGUCAUACCAUUUUUUACAGCUUCAACAGCAUUUUGAAGUGAAAAUUUCGAAAAAUCCCCAUAGUGCCUUUUUUUGAGCCUAUAACUCUUUUAUAUUUCCUCAUCAAAGCAAGACGAUUUAAAGAUGGAAAAAAUGUUGCUUGAAAUUCAAAUUUUUCAACCGUCGCGUGGUUUCAAAUGUUGCAAUAACAUGUCCUAAUUUGUCCCAAUUCACCCCCAAAAUACCCUCAUUCAGAUAAAACUAAUAUAACAUGAAGUUUAUGAUCGCUAAACAUGCUCAUUCUUGUCGCUGACCAACUGACUGUGGGAAUUUUCAAAAUUAAUUGGAAAUUUUAGAAAAUGUAAGAUUUGUAAAAUGUAAUCAGGUAAAUUUUUAAAGAAAAUACAAAAUGUAACAAAUUUAAAAUUGAGGAAUAAUUGGUUUUUUGGCAAAGUAAAGUUGUAAACUUUAAAGUAGCUGUUUAUAUUGUAAUUACUUGUACUCAUUAUUUAUUCCCCAAUUUUUUUUUAAAGUCAUGCUUAUUUAAAGAGCAAUCUCAAGGAUAAUAUAAUUCACUAAAUUUCUGUCCCAAUUCAAACCAGUGUCCCAAUUCACCCCUUUCUAUGGUACCCAUUUUAUUCUUGUUUUUACUGUAAAUAGUACAUAUGUAGUAUUCUGUGAUUCAUGUAGCCAAUUGUAAAUUACCUAAGUCAGUAGUGAGAUUUACAAUUGUAUAUAUACAUAAAAAAUUCAAAUAAGGUUUUCAUCUUUUUCUUCUUCUUUUUCUUCUUCUUCUUCUUCAUUGACAUUCCCAAAUGGGUUUUUCAAUGACAAUUUAAGAGGUAUAAAUGUAAGAAAAUUUCUACACACUACUUAAGAAUUUCUCUAAUCUAAAAUCUAUCUAAUAUAAAAUUCUGAGAACAAACUGUAUCUUUGUGUGGUUUAAUUAAAACAUGAAAAAGUUCACUAUCAAUGUUUCUUCACUAGGUCAGUCUUGAGUUCUACUUUAAAACUGUUUAGAUUAGUUAUUAAUUUUGUCUCUUUAUCAAGUUCCUUCCAUAAUUUUAUAUAUCUAUACUUGAAAGUUCUUUGUCCAGUACACUCAGGUUUUAAAAGAUUAUGAUUCACAUCUUUGUAAUAACUGUUAAUACUAUCUGGCAAAUUUAAUAAAUUAUUAAAAUUACAAGUCCGAAACUUUGGGAUAUCUAAAUCUUCAUUAUUUCUUGUAUUACAAUCCUGAACUUGGUCCCUUUUGUUUGAAUUUAACACAGAGAUAUGAAUGAGCUUGGUCAUUUAUACAUUUAAACAUUAAUAGUACAUAUAUUGGUAGCCAUCCAAGUGCACUUAUUGUUGCAGAUAUAUGAUCACAUUCUGUACACCCGAUAUUAUGCUGGCACCAUAAUUUUGAAUUAACUGAAUUUUGUCAAUAUUACCUUCUGAUGUAUUAGAGCAUAUGGAUGAACAGUAAUUGAUUUUACUCAUUACCAAUGCAUCUAUAGUCAUAGCGAGGGUCUUCUUGUCAAAUAAACAUUUCACCCUGUUGAUUUGGCCUAAUUUAGAAAUACAAGAAGACAAUAAGGCCUGAAUAUGUUUAUUGUACGAUAAGAGAGAAUUGAGUAACAUACCAAGAUCUUCCACUUCCGUUAUCGGUGUAAGAUUUUUGCUUAUGAAGUUUAUCUUAGUUGGAGUCUGUAUCUGUUGCAUCAUUUAUCAUGAUCCAAUUAUCAGCAUUUUGGGUUUUUUCCAGAUUUAUCAGAAGACUAUGGUUACAACACCAUUGAAAUAUCAUUUGUAUGUCUUCUUCUAUGGCGUCAAGGGAACAGUUUAUGCUUGAUACAGAAGUUAUGAAAGUUUUCGAGUCAUCCACAAAUGAUUCUAGAUUACAUGAUUUAGUGGUUAAUGGCAGGCUGUCAGUAUAAAUAUAAAAAGAAAUGGCAAAAGCACUGACCCUUGAAGGAUUCCAUGUUCUAAGGCAGCACACGUCAUGUUGCAGUACCCAUACAAACAUAUUGUGAUCUAUUAAACAAGUAGUUUUUGAAACAAUUGAGGACUUCUGAUGUUACUCCUCCUAAGUCCAUUAUUUUUUUAACAAGAUAUCAUGUUGAACACUAUCAAAAGCUUUUGAUAGGUCCAAAAAUAUAAUAAUCAAUGGUUGCUUGAGACCUUGAACUAUGAGCUUCAAAGCUAUAAUAUUUAGAAUCUCAUUUUCUCAAAGGUCGUAAUCUUUCUCCAGUAUGGCCUUCAUUUCAAUGCCACACAAUUCAAUGAUAUGUCCCUGAAAUUUGUGUGUGCGACUAACUUCUGCAAUAAGGCCAGCACGAACCACAUCAAAAUCGAAGCUUGUACAAGAUUUUCUUUUUCUGUUCUGUGACAUUUUGAAAUACAGCACUGGAAUCGAUGGUAGACAAUUUAACAGGCAGAGUAUGUGAGAACCGAUCAGUGGUGAGAACCCAAUAAAUCAAUAUGUUUCAAUCAGUGCACGCUUAUUUAACUGUGAUCACAGUUCAUAAUCUGUCAUUAAUUUCCGGUGUCAAAUUGUUUUCUUUUUUAAGUUGAUAUAAUUAAACAAAACAAUGGUCGCAUUUUGCAUCAUAAAAGUUUUAAACCAUACUAUGGCUUUUUAAAACUAUACUGUAGGCUUUAGUGAAAGAGUUGUAAAUAUUUAUCAAAGCGAAACUCAAUGAAUGAAAUCUUAGAUGUCACUAUUGAGUAUGCUCAAGCAUAAUGCCAUUGUCGUUGUUGUAAUGCUAUUGUCACUAUUCACAAGCGUCUAUAGUCAUGUCUAUAAUAUUGAUUCAAUGCUAAAGACUAGACGUAUUUCUGAAACAAUGCAUGACACAAUGAUAAAAGUCGAUGGAAGGAUCAAAGGCUACACACAGUAGGGUAAACUUAAAAGACAAUGAUUGAUAGAACUGUGCUCUGCGUGUUGGUAAAAAAACGUCCGCUUAUUUUGGGCAACAUAUGUGAAUGCUUUAUACCACAUCACCACUUCAACACACCACCAAUUCAAUCAGGAAAAAUAAAACCUGGAAAUGGCCCUAGUUUUGAAAAGGGGAUUUGCAAGAGUUACUAUGAGCAACAAGAAGAAUUUGCUGAUCAACUUUGCUCUGGAUCUACACUCUACAGAAAUGUUGCAAUCUGUUACACAACGACGUUGAUCAAUCUACCAGUCAUACUCUGCUCAGAACACACAAAAACAAGGCAUUCUCAAGAAUUUACCAGAUCUCUGGAACUCACUAACUGUUAUAGACUCUGUGUAACAUCUUUCAAUUACCGAAGUUAACUGCAGAUUUGUUUGCAAAUGUCAUGAGGAUGACAUAAUUGUUACUAUCCACAUCAUAUACAAGCCAAUAUGCAUAAACCACCGACGAAAAAGAGUACUGAGUGGAAACUGCAAAGUAUGUCACUUCAAGGUGGACCUAAGCCAAAAUGUAAAGGCUGCAUGAAGCAUGUUUUUAAGACUGGUGACCUAUGUGUUACUGUCAUUGGAAAGUAUUCUCCUGUGCACAAGGAUAAGGAUGGCAACCACUUUCAAGUUGAUGCAACCUAUCAUUGUUAUAAGUUGUGCUACCAAGAGAAUCCUGCUUGACCCUGACUUACAAUUAACACCAGAAGAACUGGACUCGCUGCAAAAUUUACCUAUUGUUUCUACAUGAAUUGACAAAUAUGUAUAAUAUGAUCAUGUUGUUGUUGCAGUUUGGUAAACCAUUAGUAUGCAAUGAAUGCUUGUGCGUCCUUCAUUAUCAUCAAUAAGCAAGGACAAAUCAUACACCACCCUUUAAAAACACUUUAACUUCAUGUUGCAUAGAAGUAAAGAACCAGGUAGACCCAAAUAAAUUUGCUAUUUUUAGAAUGUCGUUUUCAAUUUAUGUACUACAUACACGGCCGUUUCUCUUAACGUUUAUGCAUGCUAAUGAGUAACAACUUGCUUUCACAAAUGAACGCAUGCUUUCAUUUCAUUUCGCUUUUUAUUUCAGGAAAGAAAAAUGUUCCCAGAUUUGGCACUUCUAAUCUCUCCCGUUAGCUCUAAAUAUUAUGGUAUGUUUAAGAGGAUCAUGAAUAAAUGCCAUGCAUGUCAAAAACAGACAUUCACACAUGUAUACCCACAGAGGCUGUUUGGUUAUCCUUAAGUGGCAUGAUACUGCAUGUGGUUUGAUUCAAAUAAGGCCAUUCUAACUGGAUGUGGUUUGAUUCAAAUAAGGCCAUUCUAUGACCUCGUCAGAAAUGUCCAUCAAUUAUAAGGUCUAGUAACUCAACAGCCUCAUUUGAAUCAAAACACAUACUUAUAAAAUAUUUAAAACAUAAUGCUCAUAUAAUCCAACUAAAUCCUGUUAAGGAACAAAAAGCAAUCAUGGUAGUGAUUUGUAACUACCAAAAUUCUUGUCUUUGUACUUUCUGCCAGUUCACACCAAUCCAAAAUGUUUCUUAGAAAGGCCAAAUCGAAUUUGGAAACAGUUUAGCUUUGUUCCCAGGAACAACUUCACCGAUUGCCAAUAUCGGUUUGUUGAUGCCAGGUGCAUAGACAAUUGGUUUGCCGGGUUCCGUUCAACUCAUGAUGCCCUCUUUCACAAAAUAGUCCAGCUUGUUCUUCAUUUUCUCUCUCAGGUGGUGGGGUAUCACCCUUGGUGGUUGGCUCCGCUUCGGGUUUCAUCUGUAUGUGUGUCAAGAUCAGUUUGCCAUUGUGAGGAUCUUUUAAAUCUUCCAAUUCCUUGGAACAACUUUUUGUGGGUAGACACGAUCUUUCCCGUAUUUGUUAUUCCUAUCUUCUCUCUUUAAUCUUCCAUGGAUUUGUUGCUCUCUUUACAUUUCAGUCUGCUAACUCCCCGUCAGCACUAUACUGUACCAUUCCAAGUUCAAGCAGAGUUUUCUCAGACAGUAAUGGUGGUUAUGAAUACCAUUUUCUGUCACAUAUAUCUCUGACUAGAUUUUUCACUGUCUUGUUGGAUAGCUUAGCACCUUUCAGGACACAGAUCAUUCCAAGCUUUGCACCACCUAAGGCUUGAAUAGCUUCUUUCGGAAAAGAUAUUAACUUUUCUACAUCUGGAUGUUGUUGAUAAAUCUUUUGAAAAUCAUCUUUCGAUAUCAGAUCUACAUCCUCACAUAUCUGGAUCAAUGUCAAGUUCAACUCCACAAACUUUGACCGGUAGAAGAAUAUUGCUAGCAUCCUUUCCAGAGUUAAUUUCCUGACAUUUAAUUUGAGUCGUGCUCCUUGUAUAGGUAUGUAUAUCUUCUCGACUUUCUCAAAAGAAAGCGAGCAUGAAGUCGCGAUUUUUUAGGUAUGUAUAUCUUCUCGACUUUCUCAAUCAGAUCGGUGUAUUCAUCUGCAUCCUUUUUGUCUGUCUUAGGAGAGUUCUUGUCUAUAGACAUAAUAUCUUCACUGCUGCAAACUAAUAAACACAUUCUUUUAUCUUUAGGGUCGUUGAUCUUGAAAUAGUCCAUCUGUAGCUUGAUUUUUCUCUUCCACAAAUUCCAUGUCGAUGAGGUUUCUAGUAUGUCAGCAAAAAUUCUUCGACUUUAAGGCUUUCUUCACUGGUUUUGGAUGCAUCGUAAGGGAAAUUUGAUUGCCGCUUGUCUCGACUGAAUGCUUGAUUUUACACGCAACACCAACAGUCUUUUGUCAGUUUAUUCUUGAUAAUGUCACCUUUUUCCUACAUGGUCCUUCGUCAGUUUUACUGUAUUUUAUUCCAAGCAAUCCUCAUCACCAAUGUUAUAACUUAUAUUUUAAUUGUUCAGUCUCUUAAACAUAAAAUAAUCUAUAUAUCUAUAAUUGUUUAUGUCUAGGCUUAUAUACAGUAAUUAUAUAGUCAUUUACAUAUUCAAAUUCUAACCAACAAUAUAACUCAUGCAUACUAUCGCACAACACAGACAGAUUCUCCAUAAUCAUAGAUAUUAGGGAACUUAAGCAGCAAUGUUUUUCGUGACAACAGCAACGUGACAGCACAAGGAAACCUGGGAAUCAGUAUGCUGUUCCCCCACGAAUUUCAAAACAUUAAGCAAAAGCUAACCUAGCACCGAUGGCUGAUACUAUGUCUUCAUUUCGAGAAAUCAGAGGAGUUUGUCUUGUUCUUUUUGAGGAAGGUGUUUUGACAGAGGAACAGUUUAUUUUACUCUACUUAGCGUACGAUUCAAGAAAUCCUGAGUUCCCAUACAGCAAUUAUUCGCCUUUUUGCCUUUACAAAAUGAACGAAGCCGAAUAUUUGGCAGAAUUUCGGGUACAAAAGCACGACCUCAUUUUUCUCCAGCAAGUCCUUCAAAUUCCCGAUAUAAUUAAGUGCCCACAAAGAACAAUCUGUUCUGGACUCGAAGGACUGUGCAUUCUCUUAAAUCGUCUUGCGUACCCAUGUCGAUACUCUGAUAUGAUCCAAAUCUUUGGUCGAUCUGUUCCUGAAUUGUGCAUGAUAUCAAAUCUGGUUACUGAUUUAAUAUACGAUAAUCAAGGGCAUAGAGUAAUUCAAUGGAACCCGUACGUUCUAAGCCCCAAAAACCUUAAGAUUUAUGCAGAGGCUGUUCACGAAAAGGGAGCCCCACUCGAAAACUGUUUUGGCUUCAUAGACGGAACCGUCAGACCGAUUUGUCGACCUGAACAACAUCAGCAAGUGGUUUAUAAUGGCCACAAAAGAGUUCACUCAUUAAAGUUUCAGUGUGUUGCAUUACCAAACGGGAUUAUCGCUCAUAUAUUUGGCCCUGUUGGUAAGUUCUUAAACGUUGUUACACAGCAAAAACUUUUUAGCUAAAUUUAUGCAGCUAUCUCUAAUCUGGAUAUUUUGAAUGUUACAGAAGGAAAAAACAUUAUGCAGGGUAUGCUCGCCGAUUCAAAUUUCUUACACCAGCUAGAAGAGAACGCCUUCUCCCCUGAUGGCAACCCGAUGUGUGUUUAUGGCGAUCCCGCUUACCCGCAUAGAGUCCAUCUACAAGCUCCGUUUCAUAAUGGCGAGAUCACAGAAAGAAUGGAGGAAUUUAACACACAAAUGAGUGCAGUGAGAGUUUCUGUCGAGUGGUUGUUUGGAGAUGUGAUAAACACAUUUCGUUUUAUGGAUUUUAAGAAAAAUGUAAAAAUAGGCAUGAGUAGUGUGGGAAAAGCUUACAUUGUUUGUGCGUUGUUGAGAAAUGCACUCACAUGCCUGUAAAAAAAUAACACAUCAGAGUUUUUUAAUGUAAGUCCUCCAAGUUUUGAAAGAUAUUUUGGGCAGCAUGAGUGAACAGUUAUAUACUAUAAGUCAUGAGGCAUAGGCAAAUGAUUAAAUAUAUAUUUUAUAGCCCAAUAGAUAAGUAAACUGCCAAUCCAUAUAUAGGUAAACAUACAUGUAUAAAAUUGCAUUAAUUGAAAUGUACAGUAGGCCUAUACACUGGUUGUGAAAGCAUGCAAAGGCUGUUCACAUGAGUCUGACGUUUGAAACUUACUUAAAAUAAAGUGGCAGACAUUGCCAGAGAAUAUAGUUGCUUCAGGUUUGGGUAAAAGCUUGUCUUAAAGUAUAUUCAAAUCUUCUCUUAAUCUAAUCUCUUAAGGAAAUAUUUUCAUGACGGUCAGUGCAAUUAGCAGGGUCAUAUAAACAGCCCUAAAUAUGAUUGUUCUUAAUAAUAAACGAUUAAAGCAACUCAACAAUAUAAAUAUUUUAGUGUAUAACGUUUAUAAAAAGUCUGCGAACACAGUACAUAGCCGGUGAACAGAAUCUCCUUAUUUCUCUGUAAACUUUUGCAUUGUAGCCAAAAAUGCCAUUGACAUUUGUUGUUGUUGCUGAAGCAGCAGAGCUUGGUUUUCCAUCAUUUUUUUGUUUUGUUCUUGCAUCAUUUGGAUCAUUUCUAGUUGUUGUGCUGCUACUUGUGAAGCUGUUUGCUUUUGGAUUUCCUGCUCGUUCUUUUUUAUCGCUAGUUCUUCUCGACAAAGUUCGCUGUCUGUACCCGAUCUUUGUUUUAGGUACUCAACAAGUUCACUGGUUCCUCUACGUGUUUUUUCUGGUUUAGAAUCCCCAUCAAACUCACAAGACGUGUGUUUCUUCGUUUCACCCAGACACUCUAAAGCCUUCAUUCUGAUGUCUUCCGCAUUUAUUUUUUCUUUUUGUUUACGAACCGAGUCAACAUCAACAAAGCUUUCUUCUUUAUCACACAAUUCUUCGAUUAAACUCUCUCUGUAAGGUCAUCUACAUCAAUGCCAUUUGCAGCUUCCUCUUCCCUGGUUUUCUUUUUGUAUUUAGUCUUUAACAGGGUCCAUCUGUCACAUACACUUCUUUUGUCUUUCAAUCCAAAGACAGGAGUUUCGAUUAGGUUUAAAUUUUCAACUAUGCAAUCCCAGACUAAGCCUCUAUUAGGACUCCCCACUUUUUCUUAUAGAGAAAAAGAUGCUAAUCAUCAUUUCUCUCAUCAACAACAAGUUUUGGUUUCGUAUUUGUAACUUGCCAUUUGUUGCCAUUUUUGGCCGACUUUGGACGUUCUAAGCAACUUGUUUGAACCGCGUUUUAGACACGACGGCAAAACAGCUCAUUUCACGUUGGCGCUGAGUCGCGACAGCAAAACAUAAAUUCAGAACACAUUCGCCGGAAGUGAAAUCGACAUCCGGUCGCCGCAUCAAAAAACAUCAGUGCUUAAGUUCCCUAUUAGAGCAGAGGAAACAGCAAAAUCUGUUCCUUAAUUUCUUACAUGUAAUGCCAUGUAGUUACUACACAUAUGCACCUGGCUAGCCAAACAUAAGAUAUGAACAGCUGGCAUCUCACACUGCAUAGAUAUUGUCCGGAAUUUUCGCUUGUUAUCCGACAAUAACUCACAAUGUUUAGAUACAACAGUUUUUAUGACUUUUACACGAAGAAUACAAAAGAAAUUUUACUAAAUAUCUCGCUUCAGUUGAUUGUUAAAAACGUAUGCUACAGUCCUACUGAACAGUGGUAACUACAUAUAUUACUUAAUGUUAAAACUUCUAAAAUGUAUGCACUUUCCAAAAAUAUUAAGAGGAAACCAAUUCUGUUCCUUAAUUUCCUACAUGUAAUACCAUGUAGAUACUACACAUAUGCACCUGGCUAGCCAAACAUAAGAUAUAUGAACAGCUGGCAUCUCACACUCCAUAGAUAUUAGCAACCUUUAGCAAAAAAGACGGCGGCUCCAGAGAUGGCUUUCAUCACACGUAGGGGCUUGGGUAGAGAAAUGUGCGCAUGUGCAAACUGAUUUGCAUUGCUGUCCUUUCUUGUCGACAAAGUGAAUCGCUUGUAUUUGCCGUUGUUUUCAGAAUGUGAUGUCUUUGCCACUUGAAAACAAAGAUAUUAACGCGAAACCGAAAGGAAAGCGAACAUAAGUGUUUGUGAAACAUAUUUAACUAGUCAUUUGCUAUGGCAUUCACAUUAUAUCAAUAAAAAUAGUGCUGCAAGUCAUCUAAUUUUUGUUGUGUUUAUUAUUAUAUGGCAAGUCUCCAUUUCAUUGGACAGGCGAGCACAAUAUUUUGCUGUUCAGUGAAAUUCAACUAAUAGAACCUUACCAAUACAAACCAGGAUGUGAGAGAGUGGCAAUGCAUGAGAUGAAAUCGCCAACAACUUGAAUUUAAUCGAAAAGCCAAAGUCCAACAUUAGCAAGAGGUCAGUUUGUGAUAGAUAAAAUAUACUGAGAGCAAAUUACUUGGAGAAAAUAAAAAAUGCCAGAAGAAAAGAGCUCUGGCAUAGACGUGGAAGACAGCAAGCUAGACCAGUUGCUGGAUGAAAUUUGUGCCUGGGCAAAAGAGUAUGAAUUGCAUAUUAACACAGAAAAUGCGACAGAUUUGGCUCGCAAAAACGAUGAGCUGCUCAAAGGAGACAAAAUGAGACGUCAGUCGAUGGAGACCAAAGCUGAAACUGCUGAAAGAAAAGCAGAUCAGGAAACUGUACCCGUAAAGAAGACCAGACAGGGCAGAACUCAAACUGUGGUUUAUCUUAGAGAAAAAAAAUGGAAAAAGAUACUGAAAUACGAAAAGAACAAUUGGAAUUGAGGCAGGCUGAACUUGAGGCAGAAAAGCUUAAUCGACAAGUCAUGGAACAACAGCAAAUGAGAGUGGCUGAACAGCAAACAGAUGUCUUAAAAUCAUUCCAGUUGCAAUUAGAAAGGCAACGUCAACCAAAGCAAAGUCAACGGCAGGUUGCACCAGAUGAUCAUCCAAGCACAAUAGCAACAAACGGCUACAAUGAUGGCCUUACUCAAGAAAAUGAACAAAAAUUAACAAGUAUGGUUGCCUUGUUUAAUAUGCACAUGUCAAUUGUAACUCCCUCCCCCCAACCUCAAGGAAAGGUGGGGACAUAGAUUUUAAUAUAUCCAUACAUAACUAUUGCCCGACCCCCUUAGGCAGGCUGACCUGACUAAUUUUGUCUAAUCUCCCAGCCCAUGGGGGCAAAAUUUUAAAACAUUGCAAAAAUGUUAUUAAACAAUUGAUUUAUUUUUUUAAAAUAAUAAAUCAGUGAUAACUAAAGGUAUGUACACACACAGGACAGAGCCACUAUCCUUCAGGAACAGUUUCUGUAGUUGAUACAACUUCAUACAAACAAAAAAUGGAACUCACCUGACUUGUAAUAUUUAGCUUAGACAAUCCAGAUAAAAUUGACUUUAACUUAAAACACAUGUUUAGAUCAGGCUCAACAGGACAAUCCUAGUCUGCGACCAGGCUUUAUACAUUCCCCAGCAUGCACACAUACCAGGUUUGAGGAUCCAUAAUGUUCAGGAAAAUGCCCCACCUAGUCAGGUGUAACUAAAAGUCCAAAGAGGGAGAGGGAAAACGUCCCACCUUUCCCCAAGGGUGGGGUAACAAUUGACAAGUGCAUUAGGCCUAAUUGACUUGUUUACAAAAGACACAAGCUAAUGAAGCUAUGCAUAGUUUUGUCUAUUAUCAUAUUUAAUUAGUUGAGUUAUAUUAUGAUUCAAAAAUCAUAGAGUAUUCUUAAUGUUUAAGUUUAUUACAUUUACAUUGUUAUGACCUGUAGUCCAUAGGUGUAGACCCAGCCUAGUCCCAGUCGUUCUAAAGUAAGCGGGAGAUGUAGUACGAGACUAGGACCUAGGUGUGACGUCACCGCUAAAGGUGCAUCAGAACGCCUAGCAGAUUUCAGUUUUUUAAUAUGGCGGAAAAUUUAUAUAUACAAAUAACCUUAUAAAUACGACAAUGUUCGUUGAUCAUGUUGGAUGUCUACAUAACCAAAUUCAAAGUGUAUUAAAAAUGUGCUCAGUUAAAAUUUAUAUACAAAUUUACGAUACUGAGUCUGAGCAAUGGUCGUAUAAUCGUUGAUGUUAUUUAUAUACUCGAAAGUUGUGAUCAACACUAGUCACUAGACCAUACUGGUAUACACAACUACGCUUUCUACUUGACAGGUUUAUGUAGCUGAGGAGAUUGGAAACAUUUACCUGACAUGACUGUGUUAUCAAAACAUUUUUAGUCGGAGACCCGGCAUAAUUUUCAAGCUUCUAGAUAGCAUUUAAUAUGGCUUUAUAUUUUAGUAAACACAAGUCAUAUUUAGCCGGCCAGUUAUUCCAUUCGAACUGUAUGGUAGCGAAACGUAGCCUAUUUCAUUGUUCCGACAGCAUUAGAGUAAAACCAAUAACUUAAUUACAAACGCAAAGGAAAUUUCCAUAACAUUUUCUAUUUACAAAUGUGGUAUGCUUGGUAACCAGGCCAGGGACCACUUUUUUUAAAUCAGGGACCAUUUUAACGAAAUCUGCUAGGCUCUCUCGCUGAAGCGUUCCGCACAGCACACCCAGGCAUAAAACUUUUAAGACUUAUUUAAAUAUAUCAAAGCAGCGAAUAGAGAGAGAGCCUGGGACUAGGCUGGUGUAGACCAUAGUGGAAUUGAUGUAUAGUAUGCAUUUAGACCAUGUUUUCCUACUUUUUGAAGGUUGUUGCAUGUGUGCAAACUCUAUGGAAAUCCCAAAUCUACACUUAGGGAAUAAAUUACAUCCUCAGCUGCUGUAUUUACAUUAGAAGCCGCCCCAACAUUACCCCAAUUUAACCACCCUGGAGUUCAUGUCUUCACCAUUCCUAAUAGGUUAGAUAUAUUUGGGUAACAUAGUGAAACUCAGUUUGACAUUUUCCCACUACGGUCUUGCAACAGGUGUUUAAAAGAUUGAAAAAUAUAUAAUUCAUAUAAUUAACAAAUAAAAUAUCAGCCGUUUUUAUGCUGUAAUCUUUGUUGUUAAUCUAUUUGAAAAAUGAGUUUUCUUGUUAGAAGAUAUAUUAUAAAAAAAUUAAAAACAUUAAUUUAUAAUUAAGUGCACAGCUUAUGUACAUUUUGCUCACAGAACUCAGUCCACCGUUAAGAUUUUUCUUGAAGUCAGUUUAACUGAUUCUUUGUGGUUAUACUUUACCUGUUGACAUUUUUCAACAUGUAGUGAACAUCACCUUGGAUGAUAUACGCUUAUGUGGAAAAUCAAUAUUUUCACACGAUGUUAUCAACAUAGGUAUGUGUUUGUCAAAUCAUUGAGGUUCUGCUCUCUCCAAAGUAGAUGGUGCUUCAUUAACAGCUCCAGGAUAAGAGCACUACCCUGUACUGUACAUUUCCUUCUCCAUGGUAAGACAUUUAAUAGAAAAUAUAAAUUUUGCCAAAUUUUGGGAGCAUAGAUUUUGUAGAUCCCCCCCAAAAGUUUUCCCACCCCACAGAGAAAAUUGCAACCCCCCCCCCAAAAAAAAAAUUACAUGCUUGUUGUGAUAAAUGAUAGUAGUGUGAUUGAAAUGUAGAUUUUGAACUAAGUAAGACCAAACAUAAGGAUGAUUUUGAACUAAAUAAAACCAAAUGUACCCAGAUCCCUGCUACAGCUUUGAUCAGCAGCACUAUGCACCUCAUCGCUCACCUCCCCCUUAAAUAUUCAGCACCCCCCCCCCCAAAAAAAAACCCAUCUAUGCCUUGUGUAUUAGAAAGAUUUUCGAAUGGUCACAAAAAUUAAUGGCAUUGAAUUAGAUGUACACUUUUUUAUAUAUUUUAUUUGUGGAAUAAUGCAUGUUGAUUACUUACAUGUAAUGAUGUGUACACUGUAUUGUAUGUCUUAUCUCGUGAAGGAACUAUAUAUCAGAUCUCAAUGUUCUGUAUGAAGUCAAAAUCGUGGGAAUUUCUUGGCUACAUGAAAUUAUUCAUACAGCAAGAAAUGCUUGGUGAAGGAGGGAUGAGAAUUGCUAAGAAGGCAGAAAUAUUGGAAGGGUGUAAUCAUCGUUUUCUCCAAAAAUUCACAGUUGGCUCAUUUGUUGUGGUCAAGCAAUAGGGAAAAAAUGUUGAGAAAGCUGCUAGUGAAUCAAAAUGGACACUUGCAGUACAUGUCCAUUGCAAAAAGGGUAAAUUUGAUAAGUUUAUUAAAAAUAUUCAGUGCCAUUGUAUGUAGUCACUGAUCAACAAUUAUCUUGUGAAUGAAUUGAUUUUCCUUUGUAAACAUCCGGAUCACAACGACAAAGAAUUUAUAUUGCACUGGGUCAUAAGUUCAACUAGUAUAGUGAGUUAGAUUGCUCAACUCAUUAAGCUGCAACACUUUCUCCUUGAUGAGUAAGAUCGCCUGGCAUUAGACAUAGUAUAUGUGUUUGAGUGCAUUGCCACUUAAAACCUGGUUUCAAUAUGACACUGACAGUCGGCGAGUUAAAUUGACAUUGUUGGUGUUCACCAGUGGCAUAACGGAGCAAGAGGGGUCCCUUGGGCAUAUUUGGUGUGGGGGCCACAGUUGCAUGACUGUUGUCAUUGUUUGACUGAGAUAUAUUUAUAUUGAAUAUUAUUGAAUGCUCUGGUAUCAUGUUUAUGGGCCAUGUUCAGAUCAUGUGCAUGCAGCUGCUCACAAUAAUUAUAUAGAGAAUAAUACAUGGGUGUGCGGAAAUACCAGAUUUAUUUCGAGUGUUGAACAUGAUAUCUCACUCGUUCACUGUGCUCACUCGUGUGAUAUCAUGUUCAACACAAGAAAUAAAUCUGGUAUUUCCAAGCACUCGUGUAUUUUUCUGUUUAUUAUAUAAAGGACAGUCUUUGAAAUAUGAUAAUUUUUACAAAAAAGCAAUAAUUGAAAAGCGAUAAUUUUCACAUGUGAGAUUAUCAUAAGUAAUCUCACAUGUGAGAUUAUCGCUUUUAUCAGUGCUCGAAAUUUCUAUAAAGCACUAUGCUUUAUAUAAUAAAUAUAAUUAUUAGAUGCACCCAACUUUUCUUGUAUACACGCCCACUACGCUCAGUUAUAUUUAUACUCCUCAGUCUGUGUGCACGGUAUAUAGAGAGAUGGAUAAUUCAAAAGUAAAAAAUAUCCUGCGUCGUGGCAAGGUUCAACAUCGAAACAGGGUUUGUCAUCAAAAGAUAACUCUGUUAUUGCAUAUAUACACCAGGUGUCGUCUUCGAAGAGAAACAGGAAAAAAUACAAUGGAUUAUUCAACAUUAACACUACAAACUGAAAGUGGUCAUACAGAACCAGCUUUACUUUUCUCGAAGCACAAGCGAAAACUGUUAGUGGAUCAUGAACUGUCUCGUAGUCCUGUCAAACUUUAAAGAUUAAUGAAAACAGCAGAUGGCGAGAAGUUUAUAAUAAACGAUAUGACUAACAUUUCAGACCCUCGUCCUGACAAGUACUCGUUCCAAUUUGAAGAGCUGCCAUUAGCUUCUCACCCACUUGCUUCUAGAUAUAGCAAAGUGACAUGCAAUCGAGAUAGCAAAGUGACAUGCAAUCCUGAGUCUGCAAUCCUUUUGCCCUGCAAACUUGUGCCCAGGCUCCCAAAUCGCACAUAACUCUCGCAGGGUUGCUUGGGUUGUAACACAACACUACACACAUAACACAUGUACAUGCUUUUUGACUUCAGAGUAAAUUUUUAUCCACAGUUUUGAAAAAUAUUUUCCUUCUAAAAACAUGAAGUACUCUUUGAAUUUGUGAGUGAAACAUUGGUUGAGAUUGGGGAAAUGCAAUGGAUAAUAUGAAAAGAUCUGAAAAAAUUUGAAAAUUAUUCCUGGGACUGGCAGGAAGCGAUGGUGGCAUGGCCAAAUGAUUUAACAAAGAUUCAUAAGAAAAUUGUGAAGAAUAGCAUUGUUACUGCAUCUUUAAUAUAUGCACAUAAUUAUAUGUAUAUUCACUAGGUAUUCACUAGUGUGGAACGAAAAUGCCCACAUAUAAAGUGGCCAUGUAGAACCUAAAGUUGUUGUUGAACUUAUAAACGUUAAAACGUCAAAGUAGAACGCUAAAAGUUAAAUAUAAAACGUUGAAUUAGUUUAGGACCAUACAACUUUUUUGGAUCGUUUUAUGUAUGAAAUGGAAACAACAAGCGAGUAAAAAGCGUUGACUAAUGAUUAUCAUAUAUUAUUUAAAAUCCUGCGAGUGAAUGGAUAACCGCACUUACAAGCAUCGAUCCACAAACAUUCCCAACAACAAUUUCGGUGGCUAAAGUGAUACAGUUUAGUGGCAAAAUAUUUAUUUGUUUUCAUAACAAUGAAUUAAACCUGAAAAAAUAAAAAAAGUGAAGCAACAUGUGGUGUGCUGAUGGUCAACAGUUUCUAGUGAGUUUUCUCUUAAAAUUGCUUUGAAAUGAGAAAUCCUGUUGUUUACCAUAUCUAUAUGUAAUAAUUUAUGUGUUAAAUGCUAUAAAAAGUGAGCCCUGCUAUUGCUUAAUUGGCAAUCCAAAAACUUGAAAUCUCUUGAAAUCAUGACUUAAUAUAAAUUGAUAGCCAAUAAUAACUACAGUAUAUUAAAUAUAUUGUAUAAUUGACUCUGUUGUUGACACAUAUAUGUGUAAUGCUUAAUAUAUGUUCUCUUCAUUUAAAAUACCCAACAUUGUGAUUGUUCACAUAAUUAAGGGUGAACUACCAUGUCCAGUGGCAGACACUUCAUGAAAAUUAUAUUUGGGAUUGUGAGAUUUUCAACAUGUAUGCCAAAGGGGUCCCAGGGUCUGGUUUAGGCACUAAAUAUGCAAAUCUUUUAGAACAUGGUUCACUUGAUUAUUUUAAACAUUUUGUCAGCCACUGAUCAUGUUCACCGAGUCAAUUUUAAAUCACAUUAAAGUGUGGUACCCAUGGUGUUAUUUGAAAAAUAUAGGAUUUUCACAUCAAAUUUCACUCCAAUGAAAUCUGUAUAUUUUUACAGAUGAUUAUGAAACCAUAUGUGCACAAAGAACAAGGUAUUGUGAAACUGGCUCAAUAAAGACUCCUAGUCAUGGCAGCAGUGCUUCCAUUUGCAAAACGAAAUUUUGGUACUUGCAGGGAAAAACGCAAGGAAUUAAAAUUGACAAGGAAAUAGCAAGGAAAUCUAGCCUUAAGUAAGGAAAUUGAAAGAAAUUUUAAGAUUCUUCAAAUUGUUAGCUUUAAUCUUAAAAAUAAACAACAAACAAUGUAAUUUUCCCACCGGAUUACUGGAAAAGUGCUUUCAAAUCUAUGUUUUGAACUUUAAUUUGUCUUAACUACGAUUUUAUGUUGUUUUCUAACCUAGUCGCUUUCUAUUUAAUUCCAAAUACUGACCUCGCUUCCGGCGGAAGCGAAAUGCAAGGAUUCCAGGAACUAGGAUAGUUGUUUAAUUGUUUUCAUUGUUUUGCAUAAAUAUUAAAAUAUUUAAGACUAAAUGCAAAAGAGAAAUAAUUAUGGAUGAGUUUUUUAAUUCUGGCUUAACUGAUGAUGAAUUAUCAACUUCGUCAGAAGAUGAACAGGAGUGUACGACUCAGAUUGCAACCACUAGUAGCGGUUUGUCUUGUUUCAAAAAACAAAAAUGUCCAAAGCAAGUUCAGAGUUUUGUAGAUAGCUGGCUGACUGAUAAACAAUUUAAAAACUGGCUUACCAAAAAAGCCAGGGUUAGCACCGAUAAGAAGCCACAGCCGUUUUGCAAGACAUGCGGUAAGUUUUUGACAUGUUCGAAAACUGGUUUAAAGUGACAUGCAGUAAGUACUUCUCAUAAAAAAAAUCACGCCGCCAGCACUGCCAGUAGUAAAGCGAUUGCAAAUCUCUUUAAUCGAGCCACAACUUGAGAUGAAUCCCACUGUAUGGAAAUUAAACUAUGUUCUUUUAUUGCUGAACACAACCUUCUAAUCUCCUUAUCGGAUGAUCUUGUGGAACUUCUUCGCUCUCUUUUCCCACAUAUGCUUGCCCAUAGAGGACAAAAAUAUCAUCUCUAAAAUUCGAAGUCGAAUUAUUAAAAUCGAAGUCCAAACAUUAAAAUCGAAGUCGAAACAUUAAAAUCAAAGUCGAAAUAUUAAAACUGAAGUCGAAAUAUUAAAAUCGAAGUUGAAUUAAAAAAAAUUGAAGUCGAAAUAAAUUACCAUAUUUCGACUUGAUAAAACUAACAGACAUAAAUUAUCAUAUUUUGACUUACAAAAAUGGCACGCUUAAAUUUAAAUAAUUUAAAUAAAUUUAAAUAAUCAUCAUAAUCUGCGCUUUGGGCGCCAUUUUAUAUAUACUAUUACUACUAUUAAAAAAUGGCAGAGGGAAGACAAGAUUCCGGCGAUCUUCAGCGCUUAGUUCGAACAAUUGUUGCAGAUUUAAUGUCGCAGGAAGAAAAAUCACCUGCUUCUGCAACUCCUGCUCGCACAGUGACCAGAUUCGAUAGCGUCGAUCAGGAAAUAAAUAAUAGUUUUUGUAUUCCUCGUGGGGGGAAUUCACAGGAAAAUAUGCCGUCAACAUCAGGCACCAAUAUGGUUAAUAAUUCUCAGGCAAGUACUAGUAUUGUCAUGAACUUUAAUUCGCGGCAAAACGAUGGUAGAUGUCCACCACAGAGAAAGCGUCAAGGCGCGAGGCAACCUUCCACACAACCAAGGAAGCGUAUUAACCAAAUGCAGGCAAGCGAAUCGAAUGUAAAAUACAUUAAAGACGUGUGCCUAUUGCCAGGCCCCACGUGGGCAACUGUGCCAAGGAGGGAGAAAAAGGUAUUUUUACAAACGAACAAUUUCGUGGUUGAUGCAUUCCUGAUCGAUAAAAGGUGGAAUUUAGAAGAACUGAAGACACAAUUUUCCCAGUUAUUCUCGGCAGUGUUGCUGAAUGAGAACGUUUCAGAAUUAAUUGGGUAUGUCUAGAAUUCAAAUGAUAAUGUAACCUGGCCUGAACUUCAGGUUAAUGAUAAUGACAAUGUUAUUUUUUCUCUGCUAGUUAUAUUAAAUUUUGUACUCAAUUCCACCACUUCAUUGGCUUUGUAUGAAUUUCAUUUGAAGUUUCUCAAAUGCCAAAAUGGUUUUGGCAUGUAUAUAUUUACAUAAUGCUUGGAUAAUAUGUACUGUAAUGCACCUAUCAAUCAGUGGCCGCCAGCUCGAUAAUUGGCGGGGGGGGGAUAUUCAUAUCUUCGUGUUCUGUAUUAUUAACUUCCUUUGAAAUCGAUUGUUUUUAUGGUCUGUGAACACAAAUAUAUGAAUAUUCGCCCCCCCCCCAAAUUAUCGAGCUGGUGGCACCACUGCUAUCAAUGUAAAGUCUGAUGGAGGAGGGUGUUGGCCAGGUGUAGGGUUUUGACAAAAAAUUGAAACUGAGUAAAAUACUCAUGGGUAAGGAAAUGAUUAUCAAAUACCCAACAUAUACUACCAACAAUCCCACAAAACAACCAUUCUUGAAGGAGAAAUAGCCCCACAAUGACUUUGAACAUUAGUCAAUAUUCAAUUAUCACAUUGAUCAAAUGCUGACAGCCAGGAUGAGUGUAAUCUCCAUCCCCACACACACACACACACCCUAGCCUGGAAUUUACAUUAAUAUGAUAGAUUGCCUGAUAUGAUGUCAUUUCUGUAAUGACAUCAUAUGACAGCAAAUAUGGGAGAAUGAAUCGAAGAUGAUGAUUAUACUUCCUAGGUCUACAAUCAGUAACAAAAUACGAGAACCGGUUAGGCUUCAGAUUGCAACACAAUGCUACCCCCCCCCCCCCGCCUUUUUAAUGUUGCUAGUCUCCAAUUGACGUUUUAUUUCAUGUACUUUUGUGUUGUAUUGCAUAACUCUCCCAGAACACACAGUGACAUUGAAAUAGAGGAGGGAAGUUUUACAUUUUAUUUUGCAAUUUUUACAAAAAUAACCUUCCAGUAUAAGUGUUGCCACCUUUCAAUGUCACUGAUUGUAGAUAUAUUUUUCCUGCUCUUCAGGCCUUGUAGGAGAGUCUGGGUACUUCUAUUAACCUAUUAAUUCACAUUACAAUGUAAUGCACCCUACUAUAUUAUUUUACUCUGUCUAAUGCCAGAUUAUUUUCCCCGAGCCGACGGCGCGAAGCGCCAUGCAAGGGUACUAAUUCCGCCCGGCUAUUUACACCCGGGGAAAAGAACGCACUUCACACUAGCUAAGUCUAAAGUUCAGCAAAUAUCGUGGGCGCAUGGCUCACCGUUCAUGGGUGGUCAUCCUCACUGAUCUCAAAAUAUGUAGCUGACUGUCGUGAAUAGUGAACACUGAUUGGUCAAAUUGAAAUUUGCAUUAUAACGACUGCAUUGACGACAGCGAAAUAACGAACAUUUGUUAUGCAAGUUCUAUUUUUGCAAGAUUUUGUAAAUUUCAAAACCUUUCUGAGAGGGGGGCAGAGGGGCAGGGGGGGUGCAGGCCCCCAAAAAAGCCAGGUCAUCCAAAAAAUUUUUAGAUGCCCUUUUUUUUUGAAAAGUGUCCCUCAAGGCCUGCCCCCCCCCCCCCAACUUUUUGAAGCUUCCUACACCCCUGUGCACCACACAGUACUUGCACUGUAUGCAUAAUUUUUAAUUUGCUUUGUAAUAGGAAAGCUGUAAUGAUUCAUCAAGUGAUAUAGUUAAGUGGUUCAAACCAAAUAGUAUUGACAUUCAAAAUAGUGAUGAUGAAUUUUCAAGUCCACAAGCGUCAAUUUGUUCUGCUGCUGUACCUCCUUGAGAUAAUCUUCCUGUCAAUAUUCAAGAGAGAGCUAUCCAUAAUUCAUUCUCUAUUCUAGCCACCAGUACUAAUGAAGCACCUAGUACAUCAAGUAAUCAAGAGGAUAGCAUGCUUCAAGGUGCACACCCUUCUAAGUUCAGUGAAACAUUUGAAAAGCUUGAAACAAAUUUUUGUUGGAAGAGAUCCGGAAGAGUUGACUAUGGCUGCAUUAAAGAAUGAUAAUCUGCAUGAUGCUAUCAAUGAAAUACUAGAUUCAGCUCUUGAUGAAAAUGCCUCAUCUGGUAAGUUAAUUACGAUUGUAUAUUAACACAUUAAGUAGUGGCAGUGUAGCAUUGGAGAAGUUUAGAUACAACUUCUAAUACUGCUACAGCUGCUCCUCAAGUACUGUUAGUCAACUGUUGAACCUUUCUAAUAUAAGAUGUGCGACAAACCCUAGGAAUUAGGAAACGUCUUGUGCAACGUUAUUCCUAUUGUUUUUAGAAUAUGUAGAAAAAUAUUGCAAGAUAAGUUGCAAGAUCUUAAAUUUCAUAGUCUUAAAUACAUUUCAUUCAAGAUUAUUUGAUUAUUUUGUCUACAAUGUCUAUUUUUAUACUUUUAACCCAUUUAACAGCGCUCUCCCCUUGAGAAAUGAAAUUGUCAGUUAGACAGAGUUAGAUGACAAAGUAGGACGUAUUAGAGGGCAUGCAAUGCCACUUGUUCCUGAUUGGUCAACAAUUCCUGACUAAUUUUCAAUAUCUGGUAUUUGUCAGAUUGUUUUAGCUCAGCCUCAUCCACAAAUUGUGUAUUGGUUUAAAAAUGACACCUGAUAUCAGGGGCUGUGCUGUGUGUGUGUGUGUGUGGGGGGGGGGGGAUUCAGCAAUUUUUUCCCGGUCGGCAAACCAUGUUUGUUCUUCGUUGGGGAAAUAACAAUAUACUUGAUAUUGCAGAACAAUUACACUUAUAAUUACCUGUAUAAAAAGGUUUCAAUUACUAUUGUUUUAACAGAUAAUUCUUCAACUGAUGAUUUACAUCAGGAGGAUUUUCCCAUUGCAUCUGCUGAGAAUUCUAUCUUAGCUCUUAGCUCGUACCAACAACAAAUGGUAGAAACUACAACACAGGUUAUACACAUCGACAGACAGUUGCCUAAUUUUCUCAGAGAUGUCAUUAAAAUCUAUAAACGACCUGGAUUUAAUCUCAAGCCCACCGCCAGAUAUUGA